Chanos chanos (milkfish) is the source of this 5862-nucleotide messenger RNA. It is a transcript of the gene sona, whose product is annotated as SON DNA and RNA binding protein a. Gene Ontology annotation, molecular function: RNA binding. Gene Ontology annotation, biological process: regulation of cell cycle; regulation of mRNA splicing, via spliceosome. The transcript has 8 exons. The coding region runs from base 184 to 3693 and encodes 1169 amino acids. The record is from RefSeq and is a predicted model, not a curated record. Lineage: Eukaryota; Metazoa; Chordata; Actinopteri; Gonorynchiformes; Chanidae.
CUGUAGUGUAGUCCGGAGUGUCAUGGGGACCAUUAUCGACAAAGUUACCCGUGAUUUCGUAACCAACCAUCGACGAUAAAGAGUGAUUAGUGUGGAUAUCUGCACUAGUCAGUUUCCAUCUGUGGAGCCAGGUAUAGGGGCUUUGAGGUCAACGGAGAUCAAGGAUAUUGCAUAGAGGAAGCAAUGGAGUGUGCCACAAAUACCACCCUUGAGGAUGACGAUCCCUCUGAGAAUGUGAAUGCACUCGAGGGCAUAGCUACAAGGCAGGGAAGUGAGACCCCACACAAGAAAAAUAAGAAGCACAAAAAACACAAAAGUAAAAAGAAGAAGAAGAAACAUAAGGGAGAAAAGGAGAGUAGUUCUGAAUCUGGCAUGGAGUCAGAUGGAGAGUCUCGAAUAAGAGCAAGUGUGAAAAAAGAAGCUGCAUUAGCCUCAGAGGCUGAACAUAAAGCAGAUGUAAAAGAAGAAACCACAAGGAACUUGGUUGCGGACUAUUCAGAUGAUGAGGAAGAUGGAAAAAGUAAAAAACAGAAACGCCACGGUGGUAAAAAGAAGAAAAAGAGAAGGAGAAAGGAAGGAGAAAAGCAAGAGAAAAAAUCUCCAUCUCGAUCAGAGAGCACCUCUGGCUCUGGAACUGAGUCAGAGUCUGAAUCAAAACUACCCCAAAGAUCGCAAAUGGGUUCUCACAACAUGCUGUCUCCUGUGACUGCAGCUACGGUUCAGAAGGACAAGCGUGAGGACAGGGUGCCACAAUUGGAAGAGAAAAAAGAAGAAAUGACAGUAAAAUGUGAGCCUGUUCAUAAUGAAAACGCAAUUUCAAGCGCAGCACCUAAUGUUGGUGAGGGGAAAGAUUUGGAGUGUCCUGACAAUGUGCUUCUGUCAGUUAAAGAAGAGCGUGGACCUGGUGUGAAAGUAGUUGCAGCCAGUGGUGAAAAUGGGAAUUUUAGCAAAGCUCAGGAUCUUCCUGAUAUUAUCCCCAAACAGGAGAGUUUGCACAAAGAGGAUGUAUGUCAGAAGGAGAGAAAUGGGGAGCAGAAAGAAAAGGGCAAAGAUCAGCAUGGAGCGAACCAUUCACCGUCAACAUCUAGGUCUCGUUCCCGCUCUGUAUCUAAACGAGCCAAGUCAAGCCCCAGUCGCUCCAGGAGUCCUAAGCGAUCCUCUGGUAAAUUGCAGUCCCGGAAAGACCGGUCCCUGUCAAGAAGGAGGUCUACAUCUGGCCCCAGAAGAAAAAGUAGUCCAAAGAGGAGGCGGUCUAGAUCCCAAUCAGGAAAGCGACGGUCGAGGUCACAGUCCAUCAAGCGAUCAGGACGCAGGUCGAGGUCUUUGUCUGCCAAGAGAAGGCGUCGUUCUAAUUCCAGGUCACGCACCAGGAAUAAGCGAUCCCGAACCAGAUCCCCAUGGCGUGGCCGACGAACAAGGUCUAGGUCCAUUGUAAAGCUACGUCGCUCACGCUCAAGGUCGAAGCGGUCAUUGUCUCGUCGCAGGAAUCGCCGAUCAAGAUCCCGUUCUAGAUCGGUGCGGAGAGGCAGGCGAUCAAGAUCCCGCUCACGCCAGAGGACACCAGUGUCUCGGGCAAGGAGAUCCCGAUCCAGGUCAGUCAGACGGACAAGGCGGACACGGUCAAGGUCCAUUGUAAUCCUGAGGCGAUCUAGAUCACGUCUGAGGAGAAACAGGCGAUCAAGAUCAAGGUCCAGACGCAAAAACAGGUCGAGAUCUAGGACUCCAAGGCGACGAAGCAAAUCCCGGUCUCCUCGGCGUUCCAGACUCUCCAAAUCUAGAUCGCCUGCAGUUCAAAAAAGGAAGUCAAUAUCAGGGUCUCCAAGGAGGAACAGAUCAGAAUCUCAGUCUCCUAUACGGAGUAAACGGUCUAAAUCGCGUUCUGUCUCAGACCAUUCUAAGUCUAGGUCACCCAAAGCAAGUGGUGGACGAAACAAACAAAGAGGCAAGCGCUCAAGGUCCAUAUCUCAGAGGGACAGCUCUAGAUCUAGAUCUGCUUCAAGGGGGAGACAUUCUUCUGAUGGAAGUGUAUCCCCAGCCAAAAGUAGGCAUUCGAAAUCUCAGUCUCCCGCCAAAGAGAAGAAACCCUCAGCUGAACUGCAAAAUAAGGAGAUGGCUGAUGACAUCAGUUCCAAGGGUAGAUCUCCUGAGGCAAAAUCUCUAGCCACGAAGGCUGGAGAGGACAACUUGAAGAAGGAAGGAACUGUAAAGGGAUCAUGGAAACCUGUGCCAUUUGAAUGUACAACACCACAAAACACAGAUGUUAAAAAGUGCUCCACCAAUGUUUCUUCAUUGGACAGCAUCAAAAAUCCAGUGCAUACAUCUGAAUGUAGGCCAAGAAACAGUUCCUCCAGAUCUAGGUCUUCCUCUCCAGAACCAUUACCUCGACAGUCUGUCAGUGCUGAAUCUGAGGAAAAUGACAAUGAUGACCAAUCAGAUAACUCAAGAUCACCCUCACCAGCCUCUGCGAAAAAAGAGCCGGUCACAGAGUCAUCCGGCAGGAAGAGACAGGCUUCAAGACAAAGGCAGUCGUCAACAUCAAAGUCACCUUCUCGGAGAAGGCACUCCAGAUCAACCUCAUCCACUCAAAGGAGGCGGUCCAAAUCAAAAUCUGUGAGUGGAAGGAAAAGGUCGAGGUCUAAGUCUCCUGUAAGAAAGCGAAAGUCUAGAUCACCAUCACGCAGUCGAAGAAAGCGGUCAAAAUCAAGAUCUCCGGGUCGGAAGAGGCGAUCACGCUCAAGAUCGGUGACACGAAGGAGGAAAUCAAGGUCUAAAUCUCGAAAUAGGAACAAGCAUUCAAAGUCCCGAUCCCCAAAAAGGAUGCGAUCAAAAUCUAGAUCACCUGCAAGGAAAAGACGUUCAAAAUCUCGCUCUCCAGUUCGAAGAAAGCGAUCAAAGUCAGUAGAAAAAAGCAAACGCUCCAAGUCUCGCUCUCCUGCCAGGAAGAGAAGAUCUCGUUCACGGUCUAAGUCUAGAGCACGUCGCUCGCGAUCAAGACGGUCUCGUUCUACCUCUCGUAGGUGGAGACCAGUGUUUAGAAGCAGGUCCUUUGACAGACGAGAUCGUUGGAAACGUGAGCCAAGUCAUUCCCCAGUCCUCAUCCUUCGAAAGAAGAGGUCAACCUCUCGAAGUCGUCGUAGCUCUAGCAAGACGCCGCCACGCCUCACUGACCUAGAUAAAGACCAGUUGCUGGAAAUUGCAAAAGCUAACGCAGCUGCUAUGUGCGCUAAAGCAGGGAUGCCCAUUCCUGAAAGCCUCAAGCCCAAGGCUAUUCUCCAGCUUCCUCUACCGACCCCCGCCCCCGCACCACUGUCUCUACCUUUGCCUCUCCCCAUGAACCUGCCUAUGAAUUUGCCUAUGGGAAUGCCAGGUAUGCCUGGGAUGCCUAACAUGACUAUGAAUGCUGCCAUGGCUAGCAUGACAGCAGCUACCAUGACAGCAGCCCUGUCUAACAUGGGAGCUUUGGCAGCCAUGUCCCCCAUGCCUCCACUACCCACUAUCACUAACAAGCCCCCACCAGCUCCCACUCCCAACCUAGCCAACAUUGAAGAGGUGAAGAGGAAGGUGGCUCAACAAGCUAAUAGCAUCAGUAUCAAGGAGCUCACUGAGAAAUGUAAGCAGAUUGCAGAAAGCAAGGAGGAAAUGGCUGUUGCAAGACCACAUGUCUCUGAUGAUGAGGAUGAUGGAAAACGGUAGUCCACUGCUCAGCUGGAGCACUGACACCAGUCCAUACAUCUAACCACUGAUGGCUGUAAAUAGAUGAAGUUUGCCCAAGAGCACAUUGUCAAGUAAAUCAGUUUUGAAGAUUGGGAUUUCAAGAGCCUCUGACAACAGUGGCAUCAGUGGUCUUCUUGAAGCAUUUUUACCCAAACCAGGACAAGAACAAGACCUUGAUCAAUCAUCACUGCUGGUUGUAGGAGCUUUUGGUUUGUAUUUCGUAUAUAAGGGACUACAAUCACCAGACCACCCCAGUUAAUGUGCAUCCAGAGGUGGAGUGUGGCGUUUCUUUUCAGAGCAAAGAAGACACACUGCCUGACUGAUUUAAUAGUAAAAAUUCUUUCACUUUCAGGAUUAGUUUGACCCUGACUGUACAUAGUGCCUCCUGUCUGUAAUGAUAAAUACUUUUUAACUCAACACCUCUCACAGGCAUGAAGUGCACCACUUUAUGUGUCUUGGAGCACAGAACGGUCAUGCUCUGUCUGCUACAUCAUCAUCGGGAUGUUUUGGUUAAAUAGGAUGUGAAUUUUUAUUGUCUUCAGUGUUUCUUGCCCUGUAAAAGUAAAUUGACAUAACCAUCCUUAAUACUUGUCUUUUUUUUAAUGUUCUUUAUUGUCGUGGAUAAAACGAUAAAGUAAUUAAGGUGGUAUUCUCAGAGGGUUUUUUUUUUCUUUUGCUUUGAGAUUUUGAAUUUAAUUUCUUCUCCUUUUGGUAUAUUAAUUUUGAAGUUCAUUCUCUAAUUGAGUACAAAGGUUAAUGAAUGGCAUGGUUUUGAUGUGCAUUUUGUAUUCUGACUGAUGACCUUCCAGCUUAUGCCAUUUUUCCAAUUUCAUGCUACGCAGGAGGUUAUGUAUAUGUUCUGGUUUGAUGCAGUGCAUCCCCCCCCCAAAAAACCCCAGUAGACAUUUGUUUUAUGUUGGCUUUAGAACUGUGUUUGCAUUUCUCAGUGUUUUUUCUUUUCCCUCUCUACAGGACAUGAUACAAUUUGCCCUUUUAAAAUCCUGUAUCCCUGUAUUGUUUUAAAAAAAAUGAGAAUGCGUUCAGAACGUGGUGUAUAAUGUUUUAUCUGGUUUGGGAUAACUGAAUCUGAUUUGUUUGAACCUGUUUUUCAAGUUCAGUGGAAAGGAUGAUUUAGUUAUAUUAUACCCAAGAGACGAGAACCAUCCCCUGUCAUUCUGAAGAAGGGGGCAUUCAAAUUUCUGCAGUGGAUUUCAGAAAGCUGUUGUGUUGGACACCUGUACUGUAACUUGUACUGUGUGGUUUUUAGGUGUCCAUUUUAUUUGUCUUUUUUUUUUAUAUCUGCUUUUUCUCCCUCAGACUGUUUUGACACCAUGGAUAUGAUCAGUUUAAGGUGGUUCAUAGUAAUGGCUUCCAUUGAAAGUAGAAUCUAAUGAAGAGUUAAGGUUGUUUGUUCUAAAAUAGAGGUUGCUUGCUCUAGAGUAUGCCCUGAACCAGGUUUUUAAACCUUAAGUUGAACAGCACAUACCUCCCCAGACCUCAAAAAUACAAGCCUCGUUAUAAAAUGUACUAUACCAUCACUCUCUCUCUCUCUCUCUCUCUCUCUCAAAAGAAAUGUUAUUACUUGAGUAAGUAUUAUAGGUGUAAUACAAAGGAAUAUGUAAAUGUGUUAUGUUCACAACACUGGUGAUUGUAAAAUGCCCAGUACAGCACACAUUUCAAUAUUUCUUUCCCUCACCACUUCAAGUGGAGCAGUUGGUUUAGCAAGUAGAAAUGCAGUUUACUGAAGCAGUCUGGGGAAAAAAAUGCGUUCUAGUCACUGUAAGCAGCUGCUUUUGACCUAACUCUCCUGUGAUACGUAGGCUUUGUGUUUAAGAUUAGGGAAAAAAAAACUACCUUGUGAUUAUUUUGAUUUCGUGUACAGAUCCAGCCCCGUUGUAACAUAACAAAGCAGAUGUCACCGGGAAAUUGAUGAGCCCAUACAAAAUGCAGAGUUUGGGAAAGUACUGGCAACCCUUGAUGUUUCAUCUUUAAUAUAGGGUAGAAUUGCACAUUCCUACUGUAAAACGCGAGGAAUCUACAUUUUUGGUCAUAAAAUCGUUUACUCCUUUCCCCUAAUCAGCUAUUAGUAUGUGACCUUUCUUGCUUUGUACAUAAGUCGAUAUUGAUUAUUAAAGGAAAUUACUAAAA